AAUGUUAGUACGUCAAAAGUCAAUGGAUCAGAAAUACGACCUGUUUCACAAGCAUCGGUGCCACUUAUUUUGGAUGAGAAGUUUGUCAAUGCCAGAAAUGUUGUUGCAGCCAGAGAGGCUUGGGUAGAGACAUUAGAUACAAAUACAUCUGAUGUUGGCAUGAUAACCCUCCACCCAGAUGUUUUUUCUGUUUGUCCAAGGAUGGACAUCAUUCAUGAAAAUGUUGUAUGGCAGAGGAAGUACAAGAUGGUGAGUAAAGCACACACCAAGACAAAACCGGAAGUAAGAGGAGGAGGUAGGAAGCCAUGGCCUCAGAAAGGUACAGGUAGAGCCAGACAUAGUUCUAUUCGAUCACCACUUUGGGUUGGUGGUGGCGUUACUCACGGUCCAAGAGCAUUUACUACCCAGUUUUAUAUGUUGCCUUUAGUUACUAGAAUUCAUGGUCUUACAUCAACACUGUCUGCUAAAUUUGCACAGGAUGAUCUGAAGAUUGUGGAAAGCUUACAGAUGGCAUCAGAUGAACCUGGGUACAUAGAAAAGCUGUGUGAAAAUCGCGAGUGGGGACCAUCUGUUCUCUUUGUAGAUGACACUGACCUGAUGCCCCGCAAUAUUACUAUUGCCACAGAUACAAUCCAACACAUGAACCUAAUGCCAGUUUAUGGGUUGAAUGUGUACAGUAUGCUAAAACACUCUACACUUGUUUUGACUGUGGGUGCAGUACGUCGCUUGGAGGAAAGGAUACUUUAUCACCUAAACAGGCCAGAUUUGACUAAGGCAAAUGCUACCCCUUUUAAGAAACAAAAUUAAUUUUGAGACUUAUUCCAAGAUUAGAUACCAUCAUAAACAAUUGGUGUAUAUAGAGAAAGACACACAAUUCAUGUGCUACCAAUUUGUACAGGUAAAUUUAUAAAGAAAGAGGUAGUACUGACUUUAAUAAAUGUUAAACUUUA
Molecule: messenger RNA, 950 nt
Organism: Penaeus vannamei (Pacific white shrimp)
Lineage: Eukaryota; Metazoa; Arthropoda; Malacostraca; Decapoda; Penaeidae
Source: RefSeq, a predicted model, not a curated record